Molecule: messenger RNA, 780 nt
Organism: Rotaria sp. Silwood1
Lineage: Eukaryota; Metazoa; Rotifera; Eurotatoria; Philodinida; Philodinidae
Source: the annotation of a GenBank genome assembly
AUGCAAGGAAAUUUUCAAGCAAACCUUCUAGUUGAUUUUGCCUAUCGUCCAGCACUAGCAUUGCAAGCGGGUAUUUUUACUGUUGAUUUAGGAACCGAUGCCUAUAUUAUAUUCGAAUCUGUAUGGCGUUAUCCACCCUUUGCUGCACUUUCGACAUUAAAUUUUGAUUGGAAUACGCAAAAGAUUGCUCCCUUUCAUAUUUCUCUUCCAUCGAAUUCAUGUCUUACAACUCAUUUUAUUCAUUAUCAUACAAUGUGUGGUAUUCGUAAUACUCAAAUCUCUAUUGGAUUCGAUCAACUUAGUGAUCUUGUCAAUAUUUUCACCGAUUUUGACUUAUCAUUAUCGACAAGAUCCUUUUUUGAUCUUGGACCAUACGAAUUAUCUUCAGGUUGCAUGUAUCAAGCCAAUCUGAAUGCGGAUACAUAUCAAACAGUGUAUUUGAUACUCAAUAGACAAUUUACUCCAAUAAAUGACACAUCUGAUACAUAUUUGUCACGGGCAGUAGUUAAUGAUUUAGCCUAUGCUCUUGCCGUAUCACAAAUACGUUUUUACUAUAAUAAUACAUUCAGCGUAGAGCAAAACCGGAUGACAGGCAUUGCAGUCGUAUUUUUACCAUCGACUUCUGUGUCCACCAGCGAUCCUACCGUGAUGAUCAUGGUACAAUGGUUUCGAGAUCAAGCAAUCAAUUUUAAAUCACUUCUCUAUUCUGGUUUAGUGACAAGUCUACUAAAUAUUACACAAACAUUCAGUAUCAAUGGCUUCGACUCAUCGAAACUAUAA